Williopsis jadinii is the source of this 3880-nucleotide messenger RNA. It is a transcript of the gene UTP22, whose product is annotated as rRNA-processing protein UTP22. NCBI's taxonomy places the organism in Eukaryota, Fungi, Ascomycota, Saccharomycetes, Phaffomycetales, Wickerhamomycetaceae. Gene Ontology annotation, cellular component: small-subunit processome; CURI complex; UTP-C complex. Gene Ontology annotation, biological process: tRNA export from nucleus; rRNA processing. Bases 302 to 3814 code for a protein of 1170 amino acids. The record is from RefSeq and is a predicted model, not a curated record. The transcript has a single exon.
GGCUUCACAGAACACAACAGAACACUGUCAAGGUCAACAUUUUACCGUCGUCGGCUUCUUUUUAGACCUCUCUGUGUGCCUGUGCUUGUAAUACUUUUCGAAUAAAGCAACAAGAGCGGAAGAAACACAGUUAAAUCCAGCAUUUUCCGCUAGCUAAGGCUCUCUUUUUCUUUGUUUACUUUCAUCCUGGCGGUACACUCUGUGAAGGCUUAAUUACACAACAUUGCAUUUCAUAUACACAGCGGCUUCUUGUUCUAUACUUCCACAUAUACAUAUCUGACACACAUAAACACACUCUCAAAUGGUGAAGAGAACAAGAGAGGACUCUAUCGAUGCUGAAAGAGAUUCCAAGAAGACCGCACUGUCCAAGACAGAUCUCAUCGAGACCAUUGCGUCCAACUUGGAGGAGGGCUCGAGCAUGAGCGAGGAGUACUCAUCGGAUGAUGAUGAAGAUGAUCAGCAAGGAGGUAAAGAAGUACACAAUGCUAACCAGGCCGGGUCAAAGAAUACUAAGUCACUAUCAGCUCAAGAGGUUCAGAUUGCAAGAGAAACCGCGGAGCUGUUCAAGUCCAACAUCUUCAAAUUACAAAUCGAUGAGCUGAUCAAAGAGGUGAGGCUUAAAGACAACAAAGUGGCCAAAAUUGAGAAGUUCUUGCACAAACUCUACGAUCUGAUUCAGGAAGUUCCAGAGUUCAAGGAAAAGUCUAUUGAUCAAGUUGAAUCUUGGUUUAGAGAUAGAAAAACCACUGUCCCAUUCAACGAUCCCAAGCCAACAAAUGUCAAUUACAAGUUUGGGUAUGGUAAACCAGAGAAUGUCUCUAUAGUGGGAUCAUUUGGUUUGAAAACAGCAAUCCAAUCCCCACGUGGGUUAUCUGUUGAUGUCAACGUUACAAUGCCAGCAGACUUGUUCCAACAGAAGGAUUAUCUGAACUAUAGAGCUCUUCAUAAACGUGCAUUCUACUUGGGUUAUCUCACUGAGAAUCUGAGAAAAAUCUUUAAGAGAGAAAACUUGAAUUUCAUCAAACUGUCAUAUCAUUAUCUACACGGUGACUCAUUAACACCAGUGCUCAAGAUACGAGCCACUGAUGAUGAUCUUAAUUCUGAGUUGAACUUCAACAAGACCAAGUUCGCAAUCAAUAUACUGGUUGGGUUCCCAUUCGGAAUCUUUGAUUCAAAGAAACUUCUACCCAACAAGAACUGUAUCAGAGUUCAAAAGGAUGAAGAAAUUGAACUACCAGCAACCCCGUUGUACAACUCGUCAAUUUUGUCAAUGACAACAUAUGAUCACUACUUGAAGUUUUUGUACAAGACAAAGAAGAAUGCGGAACAGUUCAAAGAAGCCUGUAUCUUGGGGAGAAUUUGGCUUCUUCAAAGAGGAUUGGGAACAUCCAUUGAAGACGGUGGAUUUGGCCACUUUGAAUUUGCAGCUUUAACUGCAGCUUUGCUUAACGGUGGUGGUGAACAGGGUAAUAAGAUCCUUCUAAAUGGAUUCUCAAGCUACCAACUGUUUAAAGGUGUCAUCAAAUAUCUUGCAACAGAAAAUCUGAGCACUGAUGGUUACCUGCAAUUCCAUUCAGACUCAGCAGAUGUUAGCAAGUAUAUUAAAGGAGGGUUUAACACACCAACCUUGUUUGACAAAACUACAAAAAUCAAUUUGUUACAUAGAGUGACCAGAAGCUCCUACGAUCUUCUCGUCAACCAUGCAAAGAAGACGUUGGUUCUUUUGAACGAUGUUGUCAAGGAUAGAUUUGAACCAUUGUUUUUAAAGAACUCUAACCAAGAGUACUUGAAAUUCGAUUACACUGUUGAACUUAAUGUUAGCCCAGCCGAAGAUGAUUCGUUUGGCCCAUUUGAGAAGAUCACUAACUUGACGUAUGAGAAUUAUAUCUCUUUGAAGAUUGCCAAUGUGUUACGCUAUGGAGUUGGAGAGAGACUUGUUGGCUUCAAGAUUUCAUGCGAUAGAGUAAACGAAUUUGAAAUUUCUAAAAGAAAACCGCAUUAUUCACAAGAUCUUCAUAUCAGGAUUGGAUUGGUCAUUGACCCACAAGAAGCUGAGAAACUGGUCAUCAAGGGACCUUCCGAGACUGAAGACAGUGUACAGUUCAGAUCAUUCUGGGGGCCAAAAUCAUCUCUUCGAAGAUUUAAAGAUGGAACUAUUGUGCACUCUGUGAUUUGGUCUACUGAUUUCAAAAGCCCUGUUGUGUUAACCAUUUUGAAGUAUCUACUACAGAGACAUGUCAAAGAAAACAUUGUUUUGGAGAGUGAAAUUGUUAGAUUUAACGGAUUGUUACCAAUGCCAAAUUUGCCAUCUUCAACCAAACAAUCCACACUUUCAACAGUUGCUUUUAACGGAUUGCGUAACAGCUAUGAUGAGCUUUACAGAAUCCUGAUCAAAUUGGAACUCCCAUUAGCUAUCAAAUCCGUCUUGCCCGCAUCACCGGGGUUGAGAAUGACCUCACAACUACAACCGGUGCCAUUUGCUGUUUCUUCAAAGGACUUUUAUAACGACUUGGUUGUUCAGUUUGAAACCUCUGUGAAAUGGCCUGAUGAACUUUCUGCUUUAGAAAAGGUAAAGACAGCAUUCUUACUAAAAAUUCAAGAGAUUCUAUCGAAGGAGACAGCAUACGAGUCACAUUUGGAAAAAGAUGAUGAAACUGUUCCAUACAACUUUGAUAUCACUACACUUAAUAUUUUAACCCCUGAAGGGUAUGGGUUCAGAAUUAGGAUUUUGACCGAGAGAGAUGAAGUACUAUACCUCCGUGCCAUUGAAAACUCAUCUAAAGAAAAGAGACAAGCAUUGGAGUCUAUCUAUUUGAAGUUCAACAGACGUUAUCAAGGUUCUGUCACUCAUACGAGAAUCAUCUCUUCUAUCGCCCACCGUUUCCAGUACUAUUCUCCAACUGUUCGUCUCUUCAAGAAAUGGCUUGAUGAUCAACUCUUGUUGAGUCAUUUCAGUGAGGAGUUGAUCGAAUUGAUUGCAUUGCAACCGUUUGUUGAUCCAUCACAGUAUAAUGUUCCAGCAAGUGUUUCUAAUGGAUUCUUGAGAAUCUUGUUUUUCAUUGCGCAUUGGAAUUGGAAGGAAGAGCCACUUAUCAUGGAUAUGAGCAAAACUCCUGAUGGUGAGGAUGACUCUGAGAUUGUCUCCAAGUUAUCUGACAAAUUAUCCGUGCAAGCUUACCAAUCGAUGAAGUCCAAUUUCGAUGUGCUACGGAAGCAAGACCCUCAAGGUAUGAAGAUACAAUUCUUCGUUGCAACCAAGUCUGAUGAGUCCGGAAUCCUGUGGUCCCAUGGUAUUCCGCUACCGAUUGCUGCAAGAUUGACUGCUCUGUCAAAGGUUGCCGUCCAACUCAUCAACAAGAGCGGAUUAGGUGAGAAGUCAACUCGCCUGCUGUUCACUCCAUCGUUGGGUGACUACGACUUUGUAUUGAAGUUGAAGACUAUUCCACUGGCAAUAAGUUCUGGUGUCCUACCGAGCUCAUCCUCUUUCAAGAACCUGAUCGUGGAUGCCCAGUCUUACCCUAAGGACAUUGCAACCAAAUUUGAUCCUAUCGCAAUGCUGGUGAAGAACUUGUCAUCCAAGCUACAAGGCGUGGUGAUCUUCUCAACUCAUACGCAGACUAUUUCAGAGUCUGGUGAGAAUAUCAUCACUGGGUUGUUUGUUCCAUCAAAAAUGACCCAGACCAAGUUCAAGGCUCAGAUUGGUUACAACGUUAAACCAGUUCAAAAGGACGACGUCGUCAUCAACAAGGAUGCUAUUUUCGCAGAGAUCCUACAAUACGCCGGUGAUCUCGUCGUUGGCUUUGAGUCUAAGUGAAUAGGAAAACAUAGAUAAUUCAUCAAAGGUAGAACAUAUCUUUAAACAGCUAAUUGUUUGGCCAUC